AUGACUAUUGUGGACCAGGACAUUGCUACUCAGGGAAAUGUGCUCCCAGCAACGGAACUACCGUCACCCAGGAUGGGACGUGUGGUAUGUGAAUCUAAAUUAACAACCAAAACCCCUUUCAUCCCGCAAGUUGUACUAAUUGCCUCGCAGGUCCUCAAUAUCAUGAUUGGAUCUGUGGUGACUCAGCUUUUGGAAAAUGCUGCUCUGUCUAUGGAUAUUGCGGGAGUACGCCGGACUUCUGCGCAGCAGGGAAUUGUCAUUCGGGUGCCUGUGAUACAGACAUUGGCGAAGCGAGUAUUGACGGUUCGUGCGGACCAAGCUUUGCAGGAAACAAAACAUGUGCCGGCACUCAAUUUGGCGCAUGUUGCAACAUGGAGGGAUAUUGUGGAGAUGGAACCGACUACUGCUCACCCGGGAGAUGCUAUUCUGGAGCGUGCCAAGGGCCCUAGGAUACAUUCAAUCGCUUUAUAUGUUACGGUCCUCUAUCUAGAUUUGUGGAUAUAA
This is a messenger RNA of Trichophyton benhamiae CBS 112371, 504 nucleotides long. RefSeq lists its product as uncharacterized. The coding region runs from base 1 to 504 and encodes 167 amino acids. The transcript has a single exon. The record is from RefSeq and is a predicted model, not a curated record. NCBI's taxonomy places the organism in Eukaryota, Fungi, Ascomycota, Eurotiomycetes, Onygenales, Arthrodermataceae.